Limulus polyphemus (Atlantic horseshoe crab) is the source of this 2808-nucleotide messenger RNA. RefSeq lists its product as uncharacterized. NCBI's taxonomy places the organism in Eukaryota, Metazoa, Arthropoda, Merostomata, Xiphosura, Limulidae. Gene Ontology annotation, biological process: signal transduction. The record is from RefSeq and is a predicted model, not a curated record. The coding region runs from base 33 to 2666 and encodes 877 amino acids. The transcript has 14 exons.
CACGUGCUGCAACAGAACAAGCAGAACCAACGAUGAAGUCGAAUGCAUGUUGCGUCGAUCUCCGCGUGAAAGUUUUAUACAUGUUAGUAGGUUUUCUGUACGUUUUUUGUGGAGUUAAUUUGUAUUACACGUACAUCGUGUCUCAAUGUUUUAAAGCAGCCUCGCCAGUGUCAGAAGACUUCCGUGGUCUUGCUAGAUACACUGAUGUCCCAAGAAUCCAAAAAUCGCCAGACUCCGACGUUUCGGUGAACACUUUAGAUGUGAAACGGCAGAAAGCGGAGCUGAGAUAUACAGCUAACUCUACUCUAACCGCCUCAGAGAAACAUUUCAAUUUCACAGAUGUCUGGGAGAUCGACCAAAGCAGCCAACCUUUACACCGAAUCAAGCGGCGAGGAAAGCGCCACGGGCGGCGACUUCACGCCCGGGACUCGUCGGAGUCGGACACGCCAAGCGUCGAGUUUUUCCCAGAACCUCAACCAACCCCGAAGACAAAAGAUUAUAUUUGGCUUACUGCAUACUCUCGAAUUCCGGUGCCAGUUUUGAGAGAUUACUGCCAGUCAACAAAAGAGCACUGUCCUCCUGGGGACCCAGGACCCCCUGGAAUUCCUGGUUCCCCAGGACAUAAAGGACAAAAAGGAGAUACUGGUGAGCGUGGAUUUUCUGGAAAACCAGGUCCUCCAGGACCUCGAGGUCUAACAGGUGCCCUUGGACCCGUCGGUCCUAAAGGGAAUCCAGGCCUAGGUGGAACACCCGGCCUUGAUGGACGCGAUGGACUUCCUGGAGAACCAGGGCUGGAUGGUGUUCCUGGUCGUGAUGGCAUUGAUGGAAUUCCUGGGAAUGACGGAGUUCCAGGUAUUCCUGGAACACCAGGAAGGCCGGGACUUAAUGGUACAAAUGGUAUUCCAGGGACUCCAGGACCCCGAGGACCGAUGGGUCCCGUAGGACCAGCAGGGUUACCUGGACCACGAGGACGAAAGGGAGCGUCUGGAACUCCGGGAAUACCCGGUAUACCAGGAAUAAAGGCUUGGAAAAUCAAUGGAACUACAGACACAAAACUACUAAUUCCUCCUGCAAUGGUAGACACAGAACAGCAGACAACCCUGGUGGUGGAAGAGGGCGAACAUAUACGUCUGAAAUGUACAGCCUACGGUGAACCUAAGCCCAUCAUGACAUGGAGAAGAGAAGACAGUAGCCCAAUUUUAAUAGGAUCUUGGUAUUUGGCGACUAUCGACGGGGAUCGUCUCAACAUCAGCCAAGUUACUCGGUAUCACAUGGGUACUUAUCUUUGCAUUGCAUCUAAUGGAGUUCCGCCCCCUGCAUAUAAACGGAUUGUGCUAGAAGUUAAUUUCCCUCCUUUAAUUAAAAUCAAGAACCAGAUGGUUGGUACAAGAAACGGAAGUUACGCAGUCUUAGAGUGCUUUGUGGAAGCCUUCCCGGAAGCCGUCAACUACUGGUUGCAUGGUGAUGAGAAGCUUAUUGAAAAUAAAGGGAAAUACCACAUAAAGGAAUACAGUUCAAGCUUCCGCCAUCACAUGGAGCUCAAUAUCUCUUCCGUAGAAGGAAGCGAUUAUGGAAUUUACAAGUGUGUAAGCAAGAACGAGAAAGGAGAGACAAAGGGAGUAUUCACAGUUUUUGAAAUUGGUCCAACGUCUCCAAAAAAACAACCCGCGAAGGAAACACAAUAUACAGUUUACGGGAAAGCACCUCCCCCGCGGGUUAUAGAGCAAGAAUGCCCACCGUGUCCAGAUUGUCCAGGUCAAUCGAAUUGUCCAGUUGCAGGUCAAACUGGCAAGCCAAGACCAGUCACUGUUAUCAGCAUUGGAGGGUCUUUCAAUGCCACCUACUGGCAGAAGUUAAAACCUAGAAACAAAGACUGUCUUCUAAGUCAGGUGGGGAAGCCAGUAUUCCAACGCUACACUAAAGCUGCUUGGGGGAAUUGGAUGAAAGACCCAUCACCGCCUCGCCCUGAGGACGAGGAUAAACACUGGAUGACUUUAGACAGUGAAAAGACAACCCUUUAUGAAUAUGAGAACAAGGUCGCUUUCCGGAAACAUAACUUCAGCAAAAAGUAUUUGCUGCCUUAUCGCUUCAUGGGAAACAGUCAAGUCGUUUUCAAUGGCUCUUUCUAUUAUAACCAGGAAGGUACACAAAAUCUGGUCCGGUUUGAUUUGUUUACGGAGGCUACGGCUGCUGCUGAGAUCGUAGACGCUGCCUACAAAGAUGCUAGACGGCUGUAUACGAGUAAUCACGUCUACAUGGACAUAGCUGUAGACGAGAACGGGAUGUGGGUGAUAUUUGCGGGAAAUAAUACAAACAACACACUCGUUAUGAAAUUUCAUCCAUAUACUCUACGCACAGAGAAAAUGUGGAAUAUUACACUUCGUCACCGGAGCGUUGGAGCUAUGUUUAUUAUCUGUGGCGUUCUAUACGCUGUAGACAGUGUAGACGAACGACACACACAGAUAUCGUACGCUUUUGACUUGUAUCGUAACAGGGGUAUUGAAGUUAAGCUGGAAUUCAAUAAUCCGUUCAGUCAAACGAAAAUGGUAAGCUACAACCCCCGCCAGGAGGCGCUGUAUACGUGGGACAAGGGUAACCAGCUUAUCUAUCCAGUCAGAUUUGCUACCAUUGAUGUUGACAGUGCGGAGACUGACAAAAGGGGGUAACACAUAAGACGUCAUCUACGAUGUUGAAAUUUCAUGUUGUCGUCAUCUCUUGUUCUAUUAACGUGUCGUUAUAGGAAGUAGCGUAAUGACUGUUACAUAUGCUUGUAAAAUGUACAUUGUAUAAAAAUUGCUGAAACUGAAA